AUGAGGGAUCGGCCCGUCAUCAGCAUCGAAAAUUACACCAUAUGCUGCGGCGACGCUGAUGAGAACAAAGUAGGUGGCUGCGCGAUAGCUGUGAGGAACGAUUACAAGAACCUGGUGGAGGAAUUUGGCUCAACGUCGUCUAGAUGCGCCUUUCUACGACUGCGGGAUCGCAGAGGACGUAAACUCUGGAUCGUAAGUGCUCACGCACCUACGGAAACCGCUGAGGACAACAGUAAGGACGGCUUCUAUGAUGAACUCAAUGCGUUGAUGUCUAAAAUAGCAAGCCAGCAGGUGGUCAUUAUCGGAAUCGACGCAAAUGCGAAGAUGGGACUCGAACAGCAAUCCGAUGUGCUAGGAAAAUGGUACUAUGCAGCUGAGCGCACGUAG
This is a messenger RNA of Necator americanus (New World hookworm), 387 nucleotides long. RefSeq lists its product as uncharacterized. The coding region runs from base 1 to 387 and encodes 128 amino acids. Lineage: Eukaryota; Metazoa; Nematoda; Chromadorea; Rhabditida; Ancylostomatidae. The transcript has a single exon. The record is from RefSeq and is a predicted model, not a curated record.